Pieris macdunnoughi is the source of this 1086-nucleotide messenger RNA. The record is from the annotation of a GenBank genome assembly. NCBI's taxonomy places the organism in Eukaryota, Metazoa, Arthropoda, Insecta, Lepidoptera, Pieridae.
AUGCCAGCAACAGAAAAAUUUGAACUCACAGCCACACAAUCAGACAUCGCUGUAUUACAGGAAAAGGGAUUUAUAUUAGAGAAGAUAGUUGGUGAAGGCUCUUAUGCUAAAGUGUUUAAAGCGACUCAUAUGGUUGACGAGACCCGGCACACGGUCAUGGCUUGUAAAGUAAUAGAUACAGCACAGGCGCCUCGCGACUAUCUCACUAAAUUCUUGCCACGCGAACUAGAUGUUCUAAUUCGAGUCAAUCACCCGCACAUUGUACACGUGUCAAACAUAUUUCAGCGUCGCGCUAAAUACUUUAUUUUCCUCCGUUUCGCUGAGAAUGGCGAUUUAUUAGAUUUCCUCACUCAGAACGGCGCAGUUCCGGAGAACCAAAGUAGACUUUGGAUGCGUCAGAUACUGUCGGGAAUUCAUUACAUACACACACUUAAUAUCGCGCAUAGGGAUCUGAAAUGUGAGAAUAUACUGAUCACCGUUAAUUAUAAUGUCAAAAUAACAGAUUUUGGUUUUGCUCGCAAUGUCCGACAGCGGGACCGCGACGUCUUAAGUGAGACGUACUGUGGUUCGCUGUCGUACGCCGCACCAGAAGUGUUGAAAGGCGUACCGUACCUCCCGAAACUGGCGGAUAUGUGGUCGAUUGGAAUUAUAAUGUACACAAUGCUCAAUAAGGCGCUGCCGUUCAAUGAGACUUCGGUUAAGAAAUUAUAUGAGAAACAGGUGAUGCGAAAAUGGCGUUUUCGCACUGGAGUAGUGAACCAACUAUCGUCUGAAUGUAAGCUACAGGUUACGCAAUUAAUGGAGCCAGAAGCCAAAGCCCGACCCACCGCUGCCUCCAUCUUCAAUGGACCUUGGAUCGCUAUGGACCCCAGAUUAACCAAGCUAACGUUUCUUGAGGAAUCUCUUCUAAAGCAAGCACAAGAAGAGUCGCAGAGACGCGAAAUGGAGCACUUUGAGGACGAGAGCGAAGUGGAGCGACUCGCGGAACUACGGCGCAAAGGGCGAGGCAAAGAGGGCUUAAAAGUAUUGAAGAACGCCGACUCAAACUUCGCAAAAUCUCAACCUUUGCUCGAGGAAAGGGAAUGA